GUCUGGUUGGAAAAAAAUAAAAAAAAAAAACACUGAAAUGGGCGCAAAAGGGAAAAAUGACUCGGCCGCGUUCCAAGUUGAUUUUUGCAUAGAUUUAUAUUAUAAAUAGAUACCACGUCUGCCGUGUGUCAAUAUUGUCAUUCGUUACCAUUUCCGUAUAAUAAUAUCAUAGUCCGUGAUAAUAAGUAUGGUCACACUGUUUGAUAAUGGUAAUAAAUAAUAAUCUUAUCUUUCUUUACGUAUAUAUUAGUAGUAAAAUGGGCCAAAAAAAAAAAAAAAAUGUUUCAAAUAAAUUGUAUUAUUUUUUGUUACGUAGUUGUACUAGUUGUAGAAAUGUAGAUAUAUUAAAUUUUGCCUCUAGUGAUUAGUUUAUGAUUUAUUAUUAUCUUCAACAUUGUGUUGUUUACUUAUAAUCUUUAAUUGUUACAAAAUUUAAUUAAAGUGUGCUGUAACUAAAAAUAAAAAAACUCAAUUUUAUAGUUUUAUACUAAAUUAUAAUUAUAUUCUAGUAUGGUUUUAGAAUUUUUAAUUAAUUUCAGUUGACAUAUAUUAAACUAUCAUCAUGAUAAAGACGUUAGGUUUGCUUUCUCUAGUGGCAUUUGCCACUGCUGGUGAUCAACCUUUUUCGGGUCCGUUCAUGAGCAAAGAAGAAAAACAAGGUCUAAUGGAAAAAGCCAAAGAAAUGUUCUAUCACGCAUAUAACAGUUACAUGGAUAAUGCAUACCCUGCUGAUGAACUCAUGCCUUUAAGUUGUAAAGGACGAUGGCGAACGAAAGAAAAUAACCGAGGAGACAUGGACGAUGUGCUGGGCAACUAUUCUCUGACCUUAAUUGAUUCUAUGGAUACACUUGUUGUCCUUGGUGAUUUACCAGAGUUUGACAAGGCUGCUUCAAGAGUUGUAAAUAAUGUGUCUUUUGAUAGAGAUGUGGUUGUAUCAGUAUUUGAAAUCAACAUUCGAGUUUUGGGGUGGGUAGUGUUAAAGUUUUUUAAAUUUCUAUACUUAUCGCUUUAUAUUUUCUCAUAAUUGGGUUUUUUAAUUUUGUUAAUCAUAUGAAUUUUAAUUUUUAACUAUUUUAACUAAUUAAGUAGUGAAUAAUCAAUAAAAAUAUUCAAUAGGUACAAUAAUACAUUGAACCUUAAUUAUUUUCUAUUGGUACUUGUUUAACUAAAUAUGUGUUAUACAUAUAUUAGUAUUAUACUUAAUUAUUGUUUAUUUAUUUUUGUAUUUUACUUCAGAGGUUUGUUGUCUGGUCACAUUUUUGCAAAUCAUUUUAAAGAGAAUUCUAAUCAUUUACAAUGGUAUAAUGGAGAACUUUUAGCUAUGGCUAAAGACUUAGGGUAUAGAUUAAUGCCAGCUUUUAAUACAACAACAGGAAUACCAUACUCCAGAGUAAGUAUUGAAAUAAUUGAUUUUAUUUAAUUAUUAUUCAUUAUCAUUUAUUUAUUCACAGGUUAAUUUAAAAUAUGGUAUUAAGAAAGACCAAUUACAUUACUUUCAAGAAACUUGUACAGCGUGUGCAGGAAGUAUGAUUUUAGAAUUGGCUGCUCUAUCACGCUUGUCUGGAAUACCUAUUUUCGAGGUAAAAUAAGCUAAUAUUUUAUUGUUUAGUAAUAUGUGCUUCCCUAUCUUUUUGACUUAUUAUGCCCUUUCAGAUCCAAAGUUUCCUCAGAGUGUUUUUAUAAUAAUGAAAAAUGACUGAGUCGUGUAAUAUUAAUAAUAAAAGUAAUGUACUUAUUGCCAGUCAAUUUUUUUAAAUUUAAAAACAGAAUCUAGACAUUUUUAGAAUUAAGUAUCAUAAUGCUAAAAAUAUUGAUAAUUUUUACUAAUCCAAAAAUUAUUUUCUAAUCAAAAAACCAAAAAUGGACUUAAUCUCUUGCAAUCAUUUAAGCGUUGCUUUUUCCUCUGUCAUUUGGGUUUCAAAUUAUUUUUAGACCAGACAAUUCCACACGGUGAAGCAGUAAACAUUUUGGGAACCGCUGGCUUGGGUAUUGAAAAUUUGUGUAAUAAUUCAUGAAAAUGUGUUUCCCUCAGGAAAAGGCACAUCGUUCAAUGGAUAGUUUAUGGAGUUUAAGACAUCGAUCUUCCAAUCUCAUGGGAACAGUUUUAAAUGUUGAUUCAGGUGAUUGGAUUCGAAGGGAUUCGGGAGUUGGUGCUGGUAUUGAUUCAUACUAUGAAUAUUGUUUAAAAGCUUACGUAUUACUUGGAGAAAGUCGUUAUUUAUCAAGAUUUAAUAAGGUUAUUUAAUCAAAUUUUUUAAUAUUUUAUUGAAAUUAUUAAUUAACAAUAUGAUUCCAUUAUGUAGCAUUAUGCUGCUAUCAUGAAGUAUAUAAGUCAAGGUCCUAUGUUAUUGGAUGUACAUAUGCACCGGCCUCAAAUAAACUCAAAAAAUUUUAUGGACGCAUUAUUAGCAUUUUGGCCUGGUUUACAAGUACUCAGUGGAGAUUUAAAACCAGCAAUAGAGACACAUGAAAUGCUAUAUCAAGUGGUGCAAAAACAUAACUUUAUACCAGAAGCUUUUACAACUGAUUUCCAGGUAUAUUUAUCUUCAAUAAUUUAAUAACAUAAUAGCCAAAUUAAUUAUUUGACUAUUCAUUCUUCCUCUCCAUAGUUAUAAGGCCUCUCAUGGCCAUUCCAAUUUGCAUCCGAUCCUCCAUCCUUCUCUAUUCAUUGAUUUUUUUUCCAAUUUGAGUCUCCAUAUUAUGAUUCCUUUUUUAAUUAUAUUUUUCCAUUUUGUUUUAGAUCUUCCAAGUAUUAUUUUUUGCAUGGAUUUUGUUCCAUUACUACUUUUAUUAUUUUGCUCUGGCUUCCCCAAGCAUGCCCAGCCCACUGAAGUCUUUGCUUUCCUAUUGUAUAAUUUAUAUUUGUACUCUUGUAUAAAUACUCUAGUUCUGCAUUUUGCUGUCUCCAUACCUCAAUAGUGUAAUUCUUAAUUGGCUAAGAAGAUUUUCCUUUACAAUAUUUUUUCAGAUUUUUCUCUUCUUAUUUUCUCAAUGUUAUGUUUCCGUACCGUAUAAGAUUUUCAGACGAAUCUCAUAUCUUUAGACUUUAUUAAUAAAGUACAAAUCUAACUUUUUGAUAUUGGUUUGUAUUUAGGUGCAUUGGGAACAACAUCCUUUGAGACCUGAAUUUUUGGAAUCUACAUAUUUUUUGUAUAAAGCAACUGGUGAUCCUCAUUAUUUAAAUGUUGGUCGUGAAGUUUUAAAUUCUUUGCAAAAAUAUGCUAGGGUAGAUUGUGGAUUUGCAGCUGUUAAAGAUGUCCGCACUACUGCAAAUGAAGACAUGUAAUAGUAAUUUAUUUCUAAGCUAAGUAUCUGAGAAAAUUGAUACCAUUUUAGGUAAAAAAAUACCUAAAUCCUAAUGAGAUGGUUUCUUUUUCUUGACUAAUGUUUUCUGAAAUUUUAUAAUUGUUUAUUAUUUUUUUCAGGAUGGAUUCAUUUGUGUUAGCUGAAACAUUUAAAUAUUUGUAUUUGUUAUUUGCUGAAUCUGAUGAUCUCAUAAUUAAUAUUGAUGAAUAUUUAUUCACUACUGAAGGCCAUUUAUUACCUUUAUAUUUAUCUGUCCAACCACAAAAUUAUACAGAUGCUGAAAAGGUUAAAAUUGUAAUGUAUUUUAAAAAUAUAAUAAUUUAUAUAUUUGUUUGUUUUGAUAGAUUUUAAAUGAAGAGACUGACUUACCAAAGAGGUCAUGUCCAAGUUUUGACAAUUUACUUACAGAAUCUAUAAGAAAACCAUUAAAAAACAUGGUUGAUGGACUAUGUCCUAAUCGUAAAUCAAGAGUAGAAGCUAGAGAGUUUGCGAAAGUUUUUCAAGUAAUUUAUUAAUCAUUCAGUUAUGUAUUCAUAUAAAUUUUAUUUUUAAAUAAUUGUAGUUUGGCAAUGAAAAUCAUAUGCAAAGGAUAAAAGCUAUGGGAAUUUUGGUUACUAAACUUCCAAAUGGUCUUCCGCUUCUGUUCAUGAAUUCUUCUCAUGUAAACAAAUAUUGUUAUUUUAUGUAAAUAGUUAUAAUGAUUAUUAUACCUUUAAAAUUGUGUAUUAUAGGGAAGUGGUCCAGAUGAUCAAAUAGAUGGAAAUCAAUUUUUAACAGAAUUAAAUAUUAUUAUGAAAGAUGUUACCCAAAAAGAAAAAAUUAAUUCUGCUAAGUCAGUUUCAUUUGAAAACCAAGAUGGACAAACAAUUUCUUUAUAUGCUGGUGCUGCCAAUUUUGGCCUUCCUUUAAACCUUGGUCUAAAGGUAAGUAACUAUUAAAUAUUAUAAUAUACAUAUGAUUAAUUUUUUUUAUUUUAAACUAGGUAUCAAUUAUUUACAAAAUUAUUAAGUUUAUUUUAUUUAGUUUUUUUAGAUAUUUUAUAAUCAAGGACUCUAUUUAAAUUUUUCACAAACUAGCAAACUAAACAAUUUUCUCUUUUGUUUAAGUUAAUCAUCUAAUAAAGUAAUAACUUGCAAUAUAUAUUAGAUUUAAAAAUAAUAUUUCUGAAAAUGUUAUUUAAUAUGCAUAAAACCAAAUAUUGUUUUAAUAAUUUGUAAGUAUAGUAAUUAGCCUGGUGAAAUGAAACAGAUAUGUAGUAUAUACUACAUUUCCUUAAAAGGGCAAUACACUGACAUCUACUGUCUUCGUCUUAUAAAUGUGACAGCAAAUUUGUGUUCAGUUAGACAUAUUUUGUGCAUUAGUUUUAAUAUUAAAGCAAAUUGACCAAUUACAAAAAUUAAAGGUAAGAAGAUUUUAUAUGCCCCAGCGUUGAUGUUUUUUUCACUAUUUUAAUUUUUAAGCAACAUAUAAUCAUUUUUAAAUCGUGAUAUUUAACAUACUCAUUUCUCAUUUAAAAGUACAAAUAUUGAGAAAACAUCUAGGGCAACAACUAGGGCAUAUAAAAUCUUACCUUUAAUUUUGGUAAUAGGUCAAUUUGCUUUAAUAUUAAAACUUACAGCACAAAAUAUGUCCUACUGAAAACAAAUUUGCUAUGUCUCGUGUUUGUAAGACGGUAACAUUAGAUGUUGGUGUGGCAUCCUCUUAAUAUCUUAUUUUAGCUAUUGAUUUUCUAAUGGAUUAUUCUUUAUAAUAAUAAUAAUAAAUAGGUUAACAAUGAUGGUUAUUACUAUUAUUUUUUUAAAUAAAUUAAAAAAUAUGUGUUUCUAUCUGAAAACACCAAUUGAUAUGUGAAAAUACCAAUUUUAAAUUAUUUAAUAACAACUACAAAAACAAAAUAAAGUAGACUCAAUAUCUUUAAUAAUAAUAUUAAAAAUUAUGAUUUUUUGUUAUUAUGUUUAGGUUAUGACUCGUAUUGUUUUUGCAAAUCCUGUUAAAGGUUGUGAAACAUUAUCAAAUCCAAGUGUUGUUAAAGGAAAGAUUGUUUUAGUUGAACGCGGUGACUGCAUGUUUAUUGAAAAGGUAAAUUUUAGAAAUUGUGGUAUGGAAUUAUUUAAAGUAAAAUAUUAAUUUAAAUCAUUUUUAAUAAUUAAUGGAUCAUUAUUAGAGCAUUUAAUUCAAAAAUUGUUGAAGAAAAAAUACAUAAUAACAAACUUAUAUAAAAAUAUAACUAAUCAAUUUCUUAUUCCAAUUAUAAUUUAAGAUAAAUUAUUAUUAAUAAAUAUAUAAGUAUUAAUCAAAAAUAAAAUCACUUAAGUAUUUAAUUUAUUUUUGAACAAACUUUUGUGUUUUUAAUACUAUAGUAAUAUACCUAUACAAAUAUUUAAUAAUCAACAUUUUUGGAAUCUUUUAGGCUGAUAUUUUUUUACAUUGUUAAUAAACUAAAUUUUAUUUUAACUAUAUUUUUAUAUUUAAUAUCGCUACAAUAUUGAUUUAUUUUUCACCUGAUAAACUAUUAUUUAAAGUUUUUUCCUUGUUAUUUCAGGCUCGUAAAUUACAAGAGGCCGGUGCUGUAGGAGGUAUCGUAAUAGAUAAUGCUACAGAUUCAUCUGUAAUAACAUCUCGAGCAUUUUCUAUGUCAGAUGAUGGGGUAGAUGAUGUAAAUAUACCUUUGGUGUUUUUAUUUGCUUCUGAAGCUCGACCAUUACUAGAUAUGCUCACUAUUAACCCUGAUCUUCUAGUUACAAUCAGUGAACUUCCUAAAGGUAUUUUUUUCUUUUUACUUUCUUUUUUUUGCUUGUAUUAAAUAAUUAAUAUUUUAGAAACUGAAACAGAAAUAGAAUCUGUUGAAGAUGCUGGAAAUAUGAUCAAUAACUCAAUAGAUAAACUAAAGAAAAUUAUAGGAGAUAUAAUGAUGUCUGGUGAUCCCACACAGGUACAACUAAACUUCUUGCUAUUAGCAUUUCUAUUUGAAUUUGUAUUUUCUGUAACUAUAUUCCUGUGUAGGUACAGGUUAGGUCGUUGACUUAUUUCAAGUGUUUUAUACAAAUUCCAACUUAAAUGUGAUAUUUUUAUAAAAAAAAAAAAAAACCAAUUUGUUUAAUAUUAUUUCAAUUGUAUUUAUUUUUACUUAUAAUACAAGUUUUUAAAAAUAAUAUAUAUUAGGUUAGGUAUUGUUAAAGUAAUUUAUUUGGGAAUAUAUUGUCAUAUCAUAUCAAUCAUACUACUCUUUAUUAAUUAUUUGAAAUACAUUUUUAUUUAUUUUCUGUUUUAAUUAAUUAUUAGGUGCAAAUGUUUAAUUAAACCAAAUAAUGUAUUUUUGAUAAUUAAGACUUAUUUUUAUAUUAUAACUCUACAUCUGAGGCAAUAAAAGAAAAAAGUAAACCCCGAUAGGGUUUUCCCAUGUUAUUAAUUAUUUUUUGUUGGUUGAUGAUAUAUUGUUCCUAAAUUUUGGAUUCCUUACUAAAAGAAAUCCUGUUCAUUCCCUAAUGUACAUAGAUGUUGAUAUAUCCAUUAGCCUGAUAUAAAUUGAAUCAUGAUUACUUUGGUAUAUUAUUAAGUAAUAACAAAAGGGACCUAAUUAAAAAGUUAGACUGGUUAAACAAAUUUCAGAAAACUUAAAUUAAACUUAGUAUGCUACUAGUUUAAUUCCUAAACAUUUUAAUGGAUUAACAUCAUUCAUGCUGAUGAUGAUUAAAAUAUAAAAACUAUUCCCAAAAUAUUCUGGAAUAAAAGCAAUAAAAGCAAUAACCUUGAGUAAUACUAAAAUUUGCAUAAAUAUAAACAUUUUGAAAACAAGAUAAAAAUGGCUUAAUAAACUUUCCCUUAUCGAUUUCAAAAAACCAAAUUUAAAUGAUGGAAUAAUGUUUAAACUCCAUUUCUCAUCACCAUUAGAUAUAAUAUUAAUCACUCCGUCUAAGUAUAUAAGAAGACACUUAAGUAACAUGGUAAAAAGUUGAUAACUAUUAUUUGUACAGAAAAUUUAACAAAUCAAUGGUUCAAUUGGACAUUUUUAAUUAUGUUAAUUAUAUUCAUUUUCCAAAUAAUAAAUUCUUUUUUUUUUUUUUGAUUUAAAAAUUUAAUCUAAUAUACAAAAAGCCGUUUUUACAAUAUUCUGUUAAGUGUUUGUCAACUCUAACCAUCUGUUAAUGAUAGAAUAUUGUCGGUCUGCAGACUAUAUAACCAUCGGUUAUUACUAAUAAACAUUUUAUGAAAGAUUGUAAGAAUGGUCCUAAGUGAUUCUGUGUGUGUCAGUUGUGAAUUAAUUUUAUUUAUUUAACAAACUUGAUUUGUAUAGAUCUUUAAGUAAUUUUUUUUUUAUUUAAAAAAAAUUAUAAAAACUAAAUUGAUAAUUUAUUUUUGUAUGAAAAUAAUAAAUAGAUUAUUAGAAAAACUGUAGCUUACAAUCAAUUAAAAAUUAAAUACUAAUAUCUCUGUGAUAAAAAAUUCUAAAAGAAAAAUAUUUUUGAAUUCUUUAUGUUGUUAAUGUUGUAUAAUUCAAUUAUCAAUUUAAAAUAAUGUUAUUUAUAUAUUUAUUAUCUAAUUGUUUUUAAAAUUUGGGAUCAAUGCAUUUUUGAAAGUACACAUUGUAAAUGCAAAAUUUAUACUGCCAUAAUACAUUCUAACGUUUUCCCCUUGCUAUAUUUUGUUUUGUGUGGUGUAGGAUCGCAUGUCUGAUCUAUUAAAAUGGAGAGGAUAUAAUUCGAUUGACAAGCAAACAUUUUUGAAAUUACUCAUGGAGGCCAAAGAAGGAAUUAAAAGCGAUGAUAUCAUUAAAGUGGAUGAACUGCCGCCAUCUAAACAGACAAUUUCUGAAAAUGAUACUCUUAGGAAAGUCGAUCCAGAUGAAAAUUGACCCAAAGUUUAAAAAUUGAUUUUUAAAGAACUAAUGUAAACAAAGUUCUAUGGAAUUUCAAAUUAAUGACAACUGUUUAUGUUAUUUGAUUGUAAAUUAUUUCUUGUUAUUUAUUCUGUAAACCUGUGAUGUAUCAACAAAUGUAUAAUGAAAAAAAAAAAAAAAAAUAAAGGAAAAUACAAAUCCUUGAAGUGUUAUAUAUUAUUGAUUAAGGCAACAUAAAUACAAUUUAAUAAAACUUG
Molecule: messenger RNA, 8400 nt
Organism: Cinara cedri
Lineage: Eukaryota; Metazoa; Arthropoda; Insecta; Hemiptera; Aphididae
Source: the annotation of a GenBank genome assembly